AUGAAGAAUAAGAAGGGUAGUCGCCGCAACAGCAAUAAAUCAGCAGCUCACAAUAACCACUUACUAGCAGUGGAUAGGUUUACCAAGCUUCCUGAUGAUCUCCUGCUCAACAUCCUCAACCGCCUCAACACGCCCCACGCCGUCAGAACCUGCCUCCUUUCUAAGAGGACGCUCCACCUCCGACAUUUGCUCUCAAACUUGCACGUUUGGGUCACUUCCUUUGUGCCUGAUUGUGGUUAUGUCACUUUCAAGGAUUUAAUUCGGAUGAACGCUGCGGUAGCCGAUGCAACAGACAACGUUCUCACUUUCAGAAGCCAAGAGAUUCCCCUUCGCCAACUCAGCAUAGGCUUCUUCUUGAAAUACUACGACUGUCUCACCCUUGGUAAAGCUGUUGCCCGAGCCAUGGCCACCCACAACCUCCACAACGCUGAAUUCAUUAUUGUACCAGAGAAGAUGCUACAAUAUUGCACUAUUGAUGAUCACCGCCGCAAUGGGAAGCAUCUCAUGACAUUUUUUGAUGCAUGUACUGAUGCAUUUGCCGGCCUUACACGUCUCUAUCUACGCAACUUAAAGCUUGCUGAAAAUGACAUUCCGAACAUCAUCGCCACAUGCAAACGACUAGAGUAUCUCCGUUUGUCCAUGUGUCAAACAGAAGAUAGUGUGUUGCACCUGCAGGUGGAACACCCACGGCUUGUUGAGCUUGAUAUCUCCAGUGCAGGCUUAGAACUAGUUGAGCUCAACUCCCUACCGAACCUCAAACGGCUGGUUUUUAGUUUGUGGCUCUGUCCCCAAGAACCCUUGUCUUUUGGCAACAUCCCAUUGCUUUCAAGCCUAAGCCUCACUAAUGUUUGGGUUCAGCCAGGGUGCCCGAAACUUUUGUCGCCGGUUCUCCAGAAUCUGCAAUUUUUGAAUCUGGAAAAACUCCCUGAAGGAUGUGAUAUAGCUUGGACAAGAUUCUUCCUCGAGGCUGCACCUAACCUAAAGGAGGUAUGCAUCACAGUUUGGGACCAUUGGUGUGAUAUGGAGAUAGACAAGGUGGAACGGGAAGAACAGGGUUACUGUGACAAAACAAACGUGGAGUGGGAGUCAUCUGCACCUGAUGGUUUCAGGCAUCACAACCUGACUAAGCUCACCAUUUAUGGUUUCCAACCAAAUGAGAACUUCAUGGGAUACAUGAGGCACGUCAUGGAAGCCGCAGUUAACCUAGAGGAGAUAUCCUUAUACGACAGGAAGGUCCUCGAGUGCUGUGAAGACUUGGAUCCAAAGAUCGAGGUUGCUCCAUCAAGAUAUCCCCAGGUCAUCGAGGAACAGGAGUUGCUGAGGGAGCAAAUUACAGAGGGAUUGGUGAUGGCGUCACCUCAUAUAAUUCACUUCCGGUCUUAA
This is a messenger RNA of Miscanthus lutarioriparius, 1383 nucleotides long. Lineage: Eukaryota; Viridiplantae; Streptophyta; Magnoliopsida; Poales; Poaceae. The record is from the annotation of a GenBank genome assembly.